This is a messenger RNA of Lolium perenne, 693 nucleotides long. The record is from RefSeq and is a predicted model, not a curated record. NCBI's taxonomy places the organism in Eukaryota, Viridiplantae, Streptophyta, Magnoliopsida, Poales, Poaceae.
AUGUCGCAGCUUUUUACAGUUUCAGACAGACAGCCCUACCUGGACUUGAAAGGCGAAGAACACAAGGCAAAGGAAAUCUGGGAAGCAGAAUCUGAUUCCGACAACGCACAUCGUGCCCACAGUGGAACAGAGAACCGGAUGGCCAUAAAGAGGCUCUUAGGCCACGCUAAUUCCAUACUGUCUGCACCUAAGGUUCUUGCUUUCCUUGCAACUUUUCCCCCAGACCCUGAAGCUUUCUCCGGUCAGUCGACACCGCCGCGCCUCUGCCCGGGAAGAGCAGCCUCAUCGUCUUCAUGGAGUAUAGGGAUGAGCAUAGACUGCAACGGGUGCUACCAGAAGAUCAGGAGGGCUCUGCUCCAGAUGCAAGAGCUGGAGAGCCACCUGAUCGACCGAAAGCACGGCCGGGUGAGCGUGUGCGGAGCCUUCAGCCCGCAGGACGUGGCCAUCAAGAUCAGGAAGCGCACCAACCGGCGCGUCGAGAUACUGGAGCUCAGGGAGGCCAUGGGGCCACAGGCCGGCGACGAGCAGAACGCUGCGGCCCAGCAUAUGCCUUGAAUCUCUCACCCGCCUCCCACGCUAGCUACUUGUGUUGCUGCUACCAGCACCUGGAUGCUGCUGCUCUAGCUUCAGUACCUGAAACUCAUCGACUGCCAAAUGAAACCUACUUUUCAGAGGAUUUAGUACCUCUCUUUU